ACUAAUGUGAAUCCAACCAUGUGCCAACUCUUAACUCAUCCUUUGCUGUCACCGAAAGCUUCGAAUCCACCAAAAAAAAAAAAAAAAAGUCAAUAUGUCUCCUUCACGUCUCUGCCUUUAUCUUCUUCUUCCUUCUUCUCCAUCAUCAUCAGAGAGACGAAGACGAAGAAGAAGAACUUCACUGGUUAUUCUCUCUCCGUAGCCAACCACUAUGGAUUCUAGAGCUAUUCUCGAUUCCGCUUUGUUUCAACUCACUCCUACUCGCACUAGAUUCGAUCUGGUUCUAUUCUGUGGGAGUAAGAAGGAGAAGCUAGCUUCAGGGAUUUUUGAACCAUUCGUCUCUCAUCUUAAGUUCGCUAGAGAUCAGAUCUCUAAAGGCGGUUACUCCAUUUCUCUGACUCCUCCUUCUUCUCACUCUUCUUGGUUCACCAAAUCCACUUUUGAUCGGUUUGUGAGAUUUGUAAACACGCCUGCGAUUAUCGAAAGAUUUGCGACUCUGGAGAAAGAGAUUUUGCAGAUUGAGAAUUCUAUUCAAGCUAAUGAAAUUGCCAAUGCUGCUGAUGCUCUGCAAUUACAAGACGGGAGUAAUUCUGGAGAUAGCAGUAAUCUAAAGAAGUCGAAUGAGUCCUCUAAGGAAUCUGAGAAUGGCAAUGAGGUGGUAGGAGAGGAAACCUCUAAGAUUCAACUUCAACGUCUUCUUGAAACUAGAAGAACAUUGCUUCGAAGAGAGCAAGCAAUGGCUUAUGCACGAGGGGUUGUUGCUGGUUAUGAAAUUGAUAGUAUUGAUGAUCUCAUUUUAUUUGCUGAUGCUUUCGGGGCUUCAAGGUUAAGAGAAGCAUGCAUAAUGUAUAAAGAACUAUGGAAGAAGAAGCACGGUGAUGGGCUUUGGAUGGCGGAAUUAGCAGCUGUGAAAGCGUGUGCUCCAGUGGACAUGUCAUUGUUGGGUUCCUCAGGCAUCAUCCUCACUAAUGAAGGUGCUGCUCUAUCACUAAAUGGGACAGACUCAAUGCCAUCUAAUACAGAUGACAAGUCAGUUAAUUUAGAGCAACAUCCGUCCGGUGUUCCAAACUUUCAAGCACCAAUGGGAUGGCCAAACCAUAUGCCUCAAUACUUUUACCCGUCUCCAUACCAAGGCUAUCCGUACCCUCCUAUGCAACACAUGCCAAAUCAAAACCAAGGAAACAUGCCAUGGCCUUCAAGGGGCAAAACAUCCAAGAAAAAAGGGAAGGGGGAUUCUGAUGGAGAUGAGUCUAGUGAAUCAAGUGAAUCUAGUGAAUCUGAAUCGGCCAGCGAUGAUUCUGCUUCAUCUUUGGAAGAUCAAGGUAAAAGACACUCUCGUACAAGUAAAAACUCACGCCGAUCAAAGAAAAACCGGAAGAAGUCAUCUAAAACUGUUAUCAUCCGUAAUAUUAACUAUAUAACCCCGGAGGGAAGAAAUGGAGACAUGGAGGGAAAUGAGUUUACGGACAACGGUUCCAUCAAAGAGACUGUAGAUGCUGCUGUUGGAAUGCUCAACGAAAAAAGAGCUCAUGAGGGAGAAGUUUCUGGUGAAGAAAAACGAAGCAACGAGAAUUGGGAUUCAUUUCAGAAUAUUUUGAUGAGGCACGAUGAUGGCUCAGAUGUGCAUUCAAUGGAUGUCAUCGGUCAGGAGCAUUUCACACAUAGAGGCGCUAGUGUGGGUGCAAAUUCUAAUGGCUUGCAAACAAAGAACACUGCCUCGGGUGAUUCCAUCAUCACAACGCAUAAGUACAUAGAAGAUGGAGGAGAUAGCUUUGAUCAUUUUGAAAGUGAGGAUAGUGCUCGCAGGCUUCCAAGAACGAGGGACUCGACUGAAGAAUGUAUGUUACUGCUUAAGAGAUCAGAAAUGUUAGGAGAUGAAAGCAAAGACAUGUAUAAUGCUACAAGGGGUGAAUCGUUGGUGAAGAAGUCAGGGAGUGGAGAGGAUUGGUUUACUGCUUCGGGUAAUCGUGCUGGGAAACCGGAAAUCAACUACGGGAGAAUGUCAUUUGAUGACAGCAUUUUGACAUCUCAAGGUUCUGAUAAGAGCAAGAAACAAGAAUUCGUUGAUGAUUCUUUCAUGGUCCAUUCAUCAUCGCUUGCUGCUGAUGAUCUUUAUGACUCUCGGUGGAGACCAGACAUGGCUGCUGAUAUUGUUUUAGCCUCUGACGUUGACAACGGGCAUGCUAAUGAAAAACACGAUUCAUGGGAACCAAAUGAUCUUUGUAUGAUUCCUGAACGCAAUUCAGGAGACUCUUUGGCUAAUGAUUAUUCGAUUGAUUUCUCUGCUGAAGCAAAUGCAAGGCUAUCCAGUAACGGAACAGCUCAGGAGAAAGAAGAUAAGAGCGGCGAGAAGAAAAACAAUGUGAAGAACCCGGAAACUCGUAAGUCUAAAACUCCAAGUAGAACCAGAGCGGAAACAAUGUCCAAGACUGCAAAGAAACCAACAGUAGCUAGCAGAACAAUGGCACAGAAGAACAAGUUUGAAAAGGAAGAAGAGAUGCGGAAGAGAAUAGAAAACCUUGUAAUGGAAAGGCAAAAAAGAAUCGCAGAGAGAUCAGCCAUGACUGCAUCUCGUAAAGUUUCUCUAGACAAAGGUUCGAGCAGAGCUCCUUUGGUUCGCGAAAGGGCUACAUAAGUGAAGAAAACCGUUGGAGCUGCGUCAAAUGAGAUACUCAAAACGCUUUUCUUUGGUCACUUCAAAAAUUCUUUUACAUUCAUUUGGUGGUGAUACAAGCUCUUCUUGAUUUUGCUUGUGUCACGACUAUUUAUUUAUUAUUUUCUCAAACGUUUUUCUUUUCUGAAUAUUAAUUUGUAAUUUAUUUGGGUAAGACACUGAGAUUUAUAUAUUUGUAAUUUUGAUUAUAUACACAAAAGAUACAGAAUCUCUUAGUGCAAAUUAAAUUGCGACAAUGAAG
This is a messenger RNA of Arabidopsis thaliana (thale cress), 2915 nucleotides long. Its product is annotated as disease resistance protein (TIR class). Lineage: Eukaryota; Viridiplantae; Streptophyta; Magnoliopsida; Brassicales; Brassicaceae. The record is from RefSeq and is marked reviewed. The coding region runs from base 212 to 2635 and encodes 807 amino acids. The transcript is spliced from 9 exons.